AGAGACGGAUAUCUCAGGUCAUCUGCAGCUGCAGCAAACCAGUGAAGGAGAGAGAGAGAGGGAGAGGGAGAGAGAGAGGGGGGGAAAAGCAGGGAAAGAUGGCGAUCCUCCAUUGCUGAGACCUGGCAAGGAGCACAUGAGGCUCACAAAACAACUUCCACAACAAUAACAACAAGAAGAGCUAGGCAGAGAGGAAGAGGAGAGGAGGCAGAAGCAAAAGCAGCAGUGCCGGGACGCUCCUAAUUUGCUAAUGUAAGAGAUCAUACCUGAACCAUGGAGGUGCUGCAGUGUGAUGGCUGUGAUUUUCGAGCUCCAUCCUACGAAGAUCUGAAAGCCCACAUUCAGGAUGUUCACACUGCAUUUUUGCAGCCAACAGAUGUAUCUGAGGAAAGUCCUAGCCAGCCACGGUCUGGUUCCAUGAAUGCUGGCAACCAGACUGAGGUUGAAUUUUCUUCAGUAAAGGAUGAAUUUGGAAUUGCAGAUGAAUUAGCAGGGCAAAAUGCAACAAGUCAGAUGGGGACUGGAAGUUACUAUAGCCAGAGCCAGACUUUCUAUGGUCAGCACUUGGCUCCAAAUCCUAAACCAACCAACAAGUUUUUCCAAUGCAAGUUCUGUGUGCGUUACUUCCGUUCCAAAAACCUCCUCAUUGAGCACACACGAAAGGUUCAUGGAGCACAGGCUGGGGGGAGCUCAGUGGGGCCACCAACUGCUAGUUCCCUAAAUUACAACAUCAUGAUGUAUGAAGGGUUUGGCAAAGUUUUCAGUUGCCAGUUCUGCACCUACAAAUCACCCAGGCGUGCAAGGAUUAUUAAGCAUCAGAAAAUGUAUCACAAAAGCAACCUGAAAGAGAGUUCAACUCCUCCUACUCCAACUGCUGCCACUGCUAUGUCUGAAUCAACAUCUGCUUCUGUGCCAGUGCAGGACCCCUGCAAGGAGCUGCCUGCAGAGGUGGUGGAGCGGAGCAUUUUGGAAUCCAUGGUCAAGCCCCUGACAAAGUCUAGGGGCAACUUUUGCUGUGAAUGGUGCAGCUACCAGACACCUCGAAGGGAGCGUUGGUGUGACCACAUGAUGAAGAAGCACCGGAGCAUGGUAAAGAUACUAUCAAGCCUAAGGCAGCAACAAGAUGGAACCAGUGCACCUGAUGUACAGACUAAGAGUGCCCAGAGCGCCUCUCCAAACUCUAAUUAUAUCUCCAUGAAUACAACAGGACGUGAGAUGUCAAAUGCUAAUGUCUCAAACUUCAGGAGCUCUGUGGGCAAUUCCCUUAUCAGGCCCAACUCUUCUACAUCUUCCAAGUUUUCUUCUGUGUCUUACCCUCAAAUGAAGCCUAAGUCACCUCACAACUCAAGCAUGGUGAAUUUGUCUGACAGAUCUCGCUAUGGAAUUGCUGAUAUGACGAAUUCUUCUGCUGACCUGGAAACAAGCAGUAUGCUAAAUGACUCCAGCUCAGAUGAAGAGCUAAAUGAAAUGGACAGCGAGAAUGGCUUGAACUCCAUGGAUCACCAGACCUCAGGAAUGUCUGCAGAGCAGCUGAUGGGAUCUGAUGGCAACAAACUAUUGGAAACAAAGGGAAUUCCCUUUAGAAGGUAUAUGAACAGGUUCCAGUGUCCUUUUUGCCCUUUCUUGACGAUGCACCGCCGAAGCAUUUCCCGUCACAUUGAGAACAUUCACCUGUCUGGGAAGACAGCUGUGUACAAGUGCGACGAAUGCCCUUUCACCUGCAAAAGUUCUUUAAAGCUUGGUGCUCACAAGCAGUGUCACACAGGCACAACAUCAGACUGGGACACCAUGAACUCUCAGACUGAAAGCAUUGCCUCUUCUUUGAAUGAUAGCACAGUUUCUUAUGAGAGUGGAAAUAUAAAUGGCAGGAAGUCAGGUGGGAUGAUGGAACCAGUGCAGUCACAGCAGCAACAGCAACAACAGCAGUCACCUCAACCCCAUUUACAGCAUCCAUACAAGUGCACAAUGUGCAACUACUCCACCACAACUUUGAAAGGCCUCAGAGUUCAUCAGCAGCACAAGCAUUCAUUCUGUGACAACUUGCCAAAAUAUGAUGGACCACCAGUAAGUGCACCACAAGAGAAUGAGGCAGAUGCACACCUCUCUGCCAGCACAGUGAAGAAGAGCCAGACCUCCAUACUUGGGCUCUCAUCUAAAAAUAACUUUGUUGCAAAAGCGCCUCGGAAGGUGUCAAAUGACUUCCCUUUAGAUCUGUCUCCAGUGAAAAAGAGAACUAGAAUUGAUGAAAUAGCAAGCAACCUGCAGAGCAAGAUCAGCCAAAAUAAACAGCAAGAGGAUGCUGUGAUAAAUGUAGAGGAUGAUGAGGAAGAGGAGGAGGAUAAUGAGGUGGAGAUAGAAGUUGAGUUAGAUAGAGAAGAAGAGCAAACAGAACCAAUGAUAGAAGUUUCCAGUUCUUAUGCACCUCAGCAAAUGUGGGGCAGAGAGGCUAAUGAUUCCCAGAAGGAGACAAACUUUAGAAGCAUGCAACAUGAGUACAAUUCUACCAAUGGAGCAGAGAUUGAGCUCACUUUAUCUGAGGAUGAGGAGGACUAUUACUCUUCUGUCAGUAUGAAGGACCAUCAGAGCCCUAACGCCUCUGUUCUAGGGAGCCAGUCAAACAUGUAUGGUACUGAUCAGAACAAUGAGAACUCAGAGUUUGGUGACUCUGGCAGGCUUUACUAUUGCAAACACUGUGAUUUCAGCAACAAAUCUGCCAGAAGUGUUAGCACCCACUACCAGCGAAUGCAUCCCUACAUUAAAUUCAGCUUUAGGUAUAUUCUGGAUCCAAACGAUCACAGUGCAGUGUACCGGUGUCUUGAGUGCUACAUUGACUACACAAAUUUUGAAGACCUGCAGCAGCAUUAUGGAGAGCAUCAUCCUGAAGCUAUGAAUGUACUGAACUUUGAUCAUUCUGAUCUCAUCUACCGCUGCCGCUUCUGCUCUUAUACAAGCCCAAAUGUUAGAAGCCUGAUGCCACAUUACCAAAGAAUGCAUCCUACAGUGAAAAUUAACAAUGCAAUGAUAUUUUCAAGCUACGUUGUUGAGCAGCAAGAAGGGCUGAACACAGAGUCUCAGACACUGAGAGAGAUCUUGAAUUCUGCUCCAAAAACUAUGGCAACCUCCACCCCCAUGGCUCGCGGGCCUGGUGUGCCAGCUGGUUUUAACAAAAGUGCCGCCAAGAGUUUUAGUCCUGAAUGUGAAAAUCAGAAGGAACCUACAGUCAACACUGUGGUUGUUUAUGACUGUGAUGUGUGUUCAUUUGCAAGCCCUAAUAUGCAUUCAGUCCUUGUGCAUUACCAGAAAAAGCACCCCGAAGAAAAAGCGUCCUAUUUCAGAAUUCAGAAGACCAUGCGUGUAGUCUCUGUUGACAGGGGCUCUGCGCUGGCUCAGAUGGCUUUUGAGCUGGGGACACCCAUAUCCCCAAAACUGUCCAGCUUAUCUUCUCAACCUUCACCCCUUGCACCCCCAGACCUCAUUACUGAGCUCUACUAUUGCAAACACUGUUCAUACAGCAAUCGUUCAGUUGUGGGCGUGCUUGUCCACUACCAGAAAAGGCACCCAGAGAUAAAGGUCACUGCCAAAUAUAUCAGACAGGCACCUCCUACUGCAGCAAUGAUGAGAGCUGGUGAGUUGCCACCUGGUAUUCAGAGGACACCAGUGUCAAUGCAGCAUUUGAGCCGGGGUGGAUCUGAGACCUCUGUGAAUCCUUCCGAGAAUGAAAUGUUCUUCUGCCAACACUGUGAUUAUGGAAAUCGGACUGUGAAAGGCGUGCUCAUUCAUUAUCAAAAGAAGCAUCGUGACUUCAAGGCUAACGCAGAUGUGAUUAGGCAGCAUACAGCCACCAUUAGAAGCCUUUGUGAUCGCAGCCAGAAGAAACUGACUGGCAGCAUGCCUGCUCACACCUCCAGUACUGAACGGGAGAAGUCAAAGCUGAGAGCCCUCAAAUGCAGGCAGUGUAGCUACACAUCACCUUACUUCUAUGCAUUGAGGAAACACAUUAAGAAAGACCACCCAAACCUGAAGGCCACAGUCACAUCUAUUCUGAGAUGGGCAUUUUUGGAUGGCUUGAUAGAAGCUGGUUAUCACUGUGAAUGGUGCAUUUAUUCACACACAGAGCCAAGUGGUUUGCUUGUGCAUUACCAAAGGAGACAUCCUGAGCAUUAUGUUGACUAUACAUAUAUGGCAACUAAACUUUGGGCAGGUCCUGAUCCUUCCCCUCCCGCCCUUGUGAUGCCAACAGAAAUAAAAACCUACAGAUGUAGAGACUGCAUUUUUGAAGCAUCUUCCAUUUGGGAUAUUACCAAUCAUUACCAAGCAUUUCACCCAUGGGCCAUGAAUGGAGAUGAAUCUGUGUUGUUAGAUAUCAUUAAGGAGAAAGAUAUUGUUGAUCAAUCCAUCCCGCAGACUGAUGAAACUGGAGUCAGGAUGGAUUCUGAAGACCAGGUGACAACGUCACAGAUGGAUCAGGAUGCAGAGUGUGUAGAGGAUCCCAGCCUUUCCCAGGACAAAGCUAUUCAGCUGGCAUCUGCAAACCCUGCCAUUUCCUCCACUCCUUAUCAGUGUACAGUUUGCCAGUCUGAGUACAACAACUUGCAUGGCCUCCUGACACAUUAUGGCAAAAAGCAUCCUGGCAUGAAAGUAAAAGCUGCGGACUUUGCUCAGGAUAUAGACAUUAAUCCAGGUGCUGUAUAUAAGUGCAGGCACUGCCCAUACAUUAAUACACGUAUUCAUGGCGUUCUCACGCACUACCAGAAACGGCACCCAUCAGUAAAGGUCACUGCUGAAGACUUCGUGCACGAUGUGGAACAGUCAAAUGAUAUUGCUCAGAAUGAUGUGGAGGAGACAAGUAGGAUUUUCAAGCAAGGCUAUGGUGCUUAUCGAUGCAAACUGUGCCCUUAUACCCAUGGAACACUUGAGAAGCUGAAAAUCCACUAUGAGAAAUACCACAAUCAACCUGAAUUUGAUGUUUUUGCCCAGUCACCACCAAAGAUGUCUGCCUCAGUGGAGCCAGACAUGGUGACUGAAAUAAAGAUCUCCCCAGAAAUUACUGUUGAUGAUAUUGGAGAAGUCUCUAUGGCAGGACCUCAUUUCUCCAGUUCUCAUUUAGUGUCUCACACAGUUUUCCGGUGUCAGCUCUGCAAAUACUUCUGCUCGACCCGGAAGGGGAUAGCUAGACACUACCGUAUCAAACAUAACAAUGUCCGGGCACAGCCAGAAGGCAAGAACAACCUCUUCAAAUGUGCCUUAUGUACUUACACCAACCCUAUCCGCAAAGGGCUUGCGGCGCACUACCAGAAAAGACAUGACAUUGAUGCUUACUACACUCACUGCUUAGCAGCCUCCAGGACAGUAAGCGACAAACCCAAUAAAGUGAUCAUUCCAUCUCCUCCCAAGGAUGACACUCCUCAGUUAAGUGAGGAGCUGAGGAGAGCUGUAGAGAAGAAGAAAUGUUCACUAUGUUCCUUCCAGUCUUUCAGCAAAAAGGGGAUUGUGUCACACUAUAUGAAGCGUCACCCAGGUGUUUUCCCUAAGAAGCAACAUGCGAGCAAGCUCGGGGGUUACUUCACUGCCGUGUAUGCUGAUGAGCAUGAAAAGCCAACUCCGGUUGAGGAGAGGAAUGAUUUUGAAAAGCCUGAGGUGGAGGCCGAGGCUCAGGAAAUCGAGUGGCUUCCCUUCAGGUGCAUAAAAUGUUUCAAGCUGUCCUUCAGCACAGCAGAGUUGCUGUGCAUGCAUUACACUGAUCACCACAGCAAGGAUUUGAAGAGGGACUUUACCAUACUGGCAAGUGGCACCCGUACUCAGAACCCUGUCUACCAGUGCAAGCACUGUGAUAUGAAAUUGCAUAGCACGGCAGAGCUGACUACACACUUGAAUGGUCACAACGAGGAAUUCCAGAAGCGUGCCAAACGUCAGGAGAGGAGGAAACAGCUUUUGAGCAAGCAGAAAUAUGCAGAUGGUGCUUUUGUGGAUUUCAAACAAGAGAGGGCAUUUGGACACUUGGAAGAUAUUUCCAAACUUAAGGAGAGGAAGGUGAUUGGCUACAAAUGCAAAUUCUGCGUGGAAGUCCAUCCAACUCUUCGAGCCAUCUGUAAUCACCUCCGCAAGCAUGUCCAAUAUGGAAAUGUGUCUUCUGUGUCAGCAGCAGUAAAGCAGGAAGCUGAAGAUUCUUCAGACACAACUUUGAUGGAGGGUUUUGAGGGAGCCAAAGACCCUGGCAUUAUGGAAUUUACAGAAGCUGAAUUUGGAGCAUCCUUGGAAGAUGAAACCAGGCCUGGGGGCUACUACUGCAGCCAGUGUGACCGGGUUUUGAUGUCUAUGCAGGGUCUGCGAUCCCACGAGAGGAGUCACUUGGCUUUGGCCAUGUUUGCCCGGGAAGACAAGUACAGCUGCCAGUAUUGCUCCUUUGUCUCUGCUUUCAGGCACAAUCUGGAUCGUCAUAUGCAGACCCAUCAUGGACACCAUAAGCCGUUCCGUUGCAAACUGUGCCCAUUCAAGUCCUCUUAUAAUAGCCGCCUAAAAACCCAUAUGCUCAAGGCUCAUGCUGGUGAACAUGCCUACAAAUGUUCCUCCUGCUCAUUUUCCACCAUGACAAUCAGCCAGCUGAAAGAGCACUCCUUGAAAGUGCAUGGGAAAGCACUGACACUACCAAGACCCCGCAUUGUCAACCUUGCAGCCUCACACGCCCACCACACCUCCAAGAACCACACUCCUGCUGAAGAAGUGGAGGACUCUAAUGACUCUUCAUACUCCGAGCCUCCUGAUGUUCAGCAGCAGUUGAACCACUACCAAUCGGCAGCUUUGGCCAGGAACAACAGCAACAUCAGUCCAAUCCCACUUUCUGGAAGUGCUGCAGGACUGGAAAAAACAGAAGCCAUCCUUAACUGUGAAUUUUGUGAAUUCUCCUCGGGUUACAUACAGAGCAUCCGGCGUCACUACCGUGACAAGCAUGGAGGGAAAAAACUCUUCAAGUGCAAAGAUUGUUCCUUUUACACAGGCUUUAAAUCUGCUUUUACUAUGCACGUGGAAGCUGGGCAUUCGGCAGUUCCUGAGGAAGGACCCAAAGACCUUCGCUGUCCUCUUUGCCUAUAUCACACCAAAUAUAAACGCAACAUGAUUGACCAUAUAGUUCUGCACAGAGAAGAGCGGGUCGUUCCCAUUGAGGUCUGCCGAUCCAAACUGUCCAAGUACUUGCAGGGGAUUGUUUUCCGUUGUGAUAAGUGUACCUUUACCUGCUCCAGCGAUGAGAGCUUGCAGCAGCACAUAGAGAAGCACAAUGAACUGAAACCUUACAAAUGUCAACUCUGCUACUAUGAGACCAAACACACAGAUGAGCUGGACACUCACCUUCGAGAUGAGCACAAGGUGAGCCGUAAUUUUGAGCUGGUUGGACGGGUUAACUUGGACCAGUUGGAACAAAUGAAGGGGAAAACAGAAAGCUCCAGCAGUGAUGAAGAAGAAAAAGAAGAUGAAUUAAGCCCUGAGGCUGAAGAGAGAGAUUCCAUGAUGUUUCCUGACAGUGGUGCUCCAGAGAAACGUUUCCCAUGUGAAUUCUGUGGACGAUCAUUUACAGAAGGCUCUGAGUGGGAGCGACAUGUGCUGAGACAUGGCAUGGCACUGAAUGAAAGCAAGCACAGGAUCAGUGAAGACAGCCAUCCCAAGGAGGACAUAGAAGAAACUGUUAGCACACUGGCAGAAGAAAAAGGAGGCAUUGAGACAAUGGUGGUGGACUACUCUCACAGCAGUGAAACAGCAGUCAGUGUGGUAGCUGCUGACAAACCUCUCCACGACAACUCAGAGGCCAAAAACGAAUAAGCAUUUGGUGUGAUUCUAAUCAACCUACUUGAACAGUGAUGAACGGGGUGGGAUGGGUGGGUGGGGUGGGCAGAAGAAAGAAAUGAAGCUGCUUUUAGGACUGAAUGAUCUAUUUUCAAAGCACUGGUACCUGUGUGAGUGUGUGUGUAUUAAAGUUAUUUAAGUGAUGGAAUAAGUGGCUCCAUUACAUCACUGCAUCUUUUCUUCUGGAUCUUGACAAUGGAGAGUUACAUUCAUCUUGGACUAAUGAAGCAACUCCCCGUGUUCCUACAUUACACAUCGUGUUUUGCAGUGGAGACUUGGAUUGUUUGUGAAUGGAAGCAUCGUGAGCAUGGAAGAAGUGGCGGGGGGGACAACUUUUCAACGCACAAAUUUGCGUGCGUUUUUCUAGUUUUAAUACAUAACGCUUUUCCAGACCGAAUGCAACUGCUUUAGAAAAGAAAAAGAAAAAAAAGGAAAAAAAAAAAAGGAAAAAAAUAGAAAAAAAAAAGGAAAAAAAAAAAGAGAAAAAUAGGGGAAAAAAAAAACGAAAAAAAACCAACAAACAAACAUACAAGCAAACAAACAAACAAAAGACAGAAACUGCUUUGCAUAAAACAGUCACCUGUUUCCUAGUACCUCAGAAUUAACCAAGGGAGAUCUCUGCAUUUGUCAGUACUACCUGCUGUUGUUGUGGUUAAAUGUAGAGAAACUGCUGGGCAAGGUGGUGAGUGGAGGAAGAAAGAGAGGGAAAAAAAAAAAAAGAGUUUUAAAGAAAGGAAAACAAAUUGUGCUUAAAAUCCCAGUGCGGAUUUUAUUUCUUAAAAUACUGUGAUUUUUUUAAUUAUUUUAGUAAAAAAAAAAACAAAAAAAAAAGAGAGAGAGAGACUGAGAGAGAGAGAGACUUUAAUUCCUAGAUAACUGUUUGUGAAUUGUCAUACUUUAUUCCAGGUAAGCUGUUUGUUAGUAUUCAGUUAUAAUUUUAGGAUUUGAUAGAUUUCAUGUGACUGAUUGUGCGGUUUUGUUUGCCACAUGUUUAUUUUCUAUCAGCCUGAGGUGUUACAAAUACAGCACAAUUAAGUUUCUCAUGUAAGAUGAGUAUUUCUUUAUGAGGGGUGGGACAGGGAGAGGAGACUAGAUCUUGUGAAUAGAACUUUUGUUUUUUUGUCGUCGUUGUCGUUAUUGUCGUUGUUAAUUUUAAACAUAUGGAAAUAACAAAAAAAAAGUUUUAACUUUUUUUUUUUAAAAAAAAAAAGAAAAAAAAAAGAAAAAAAAAAACAAACACAAACUAAACUAAACUAAAGAACCAAACUUACAGCACAGCUAUGCAGCUCGCGGGCCAAACACAUAGGUCCUCAUAACCAUUCUGUUGCUUGUCAUAUUAACAUCUAUCAGUCUCACACCAGUAACUUUUUGUUAAGAUUGGCUGCCUUUUCUUCUGUCUGUGGUGUGUGUGUUUUCUUUUUGUUUUAGUGUGGUGGGAGGGAGGGGUAUCUGUUUUAACACAUCUUUUUGCAAGUGAAGGUGAAAUAGUUACAUACGACAUUGAGCCUGGAGAACUACAUUUACUCGAUUCCAGAUGGAGUUGCUAAGUUUUUCCCCUCUCCGCCUUAGCUUUUUAGCAUAAGGGGAGCAGUGUAGAAUGAAUAGGAAGCUUCAUACCUAAAGCCUGAUCCUGCACCACUACUCGAGUGGAAAGCUCUCCUGACUCAGCAGAUAUUUUGCCUGAGCAGUGAAUACAAGAUCUGGUGCCCACGGUAUGUUCUGAUUGUGAACAAAAGAAAAAAAAAAGAAAAGAAAAAAAAAAAGGGAAAAAAAAAGAGAAAAAACCACAAUCAAACAAACAAAAAUAAACAACAAAAAAAGGAAAAAAAAGGAAAAAAGAAAAAAAAAAGAAAAAAAAAAGUUUCUUUCCAAAAAGUAGAAAGUACUUGACUGAAACCUAGUUUUAGAGAUGCAUGUGUCUUCGUUUCUUUGUUGGUUUUGGUUUUUUAAUUUUUAUUUUAUUUUAUUUUAGAGGGGCUUGGGGAGGGGGAGGGGGGGGAAGAUAGGAAGCUGCUGAGGAAACGGUGUCCUAGAAAGCUUCACAUAAAAUUGUUGGCAAAAAUGUUGCAUUUGUGGAAUAAGUGCUACUUGAGAAGCAUGGUGUUUUGCUUUUUGGGGAUUCAUCACUUGUGUGUUAGGGGGAUUCUUUUCAUUACUUUCGUUUUAGUUUUUGCCUUUGGUUUUUUUGUUUUGUUGGUUGUUUUUUUAAAUAGGGAGGGAAUGUCAUAGAAAAACACAUUGGAGGGACAAGUAUAAAUACACAUUUUGUGUCUGUAUUUGAUUUUUUUGUUUUGGUUUGGGUUUUUUUUUUUUUUUUAAUUGGCCUCAUUUCAAAUGUAUUUAAACAGUUCCAUACCUGGAUUGGGUGUUUGUAAUGGUUACCAAAAAUGAAAAAGAAAAAAAAAAAAAAAGAUAAAAAAAAAGAAAAAAAAAGAAAUAAUGAUUGUGACAUGUUUUUAUCACUACUUUAUUUUUCAAAUAACAUGUAAAUAUUGUAAUCCAUUGGAUUUUGUUUUGCUAACCUGUUAAUAAAAAAUAUGGGACCAUUAUCCUUUUAACAAGCCUAGAAUGUCAUAAUUUUUUUUCCAUGUUUUUUUGGUUGUUGUUUUUUUUUUUUUUCCCUCAUUUCCCAAAAA
Messenger RNA from Pogoniulus pusillus (Red-fronted tinkerbird), 10472 nucleotides. RefSeq names its product zinc finger protein 462 (gene ZNF462). The transcript is spliced from 13 exons. Gene Ontology annotation, cellular component: nucleus. Gene Ontology annotation, biological process: positive regulation of transcription by RNA polymerase II. The record is from RefSeq and is a predicted model, not a curated record. Bases 274 to 7812 code for a protein of 2512 amino acids. NCBI's taxonomy places the organism in Eukaryota, Metazoa, Chordata, Aves, Piciformes, Lybiidae.